Molecule: messenger RNA, 999 nt
Organism: Pistacia vera
Lineage: Eukaryota; Viridiplantae; Streptophyta; Magnoliopsida; Sapindales; Anacardiaceae
Product: cinnamoyl-CoA reductase-like SNL6
Exons: 4
Coding region: 62-979 (305 amino acids)
Molecular function (GO): oxidoreductase activity, acting on the CH-OH group of donors, NAD or NADP as acceptor
Source: RefSeq, a predicted model, not a curated record
ACUAUUGCAUAUACUUUUGAGUUGUCUUCUCUAGUUUUCAGAGCUUGAAAAGUUUGGUAUAAUGGCACCUGCACCUUCUGAGUUUCAUCACACAUCGAACACAGUUUGUGUAAUGGACGCCUCCGGCCACCUGGGCUCCACCCUCGUCCACCGUCUUCUCCAAAGAGGCUACACCGUCCACGCUGCUGUUCAAAACCAUGGUUUAGGUGAUUGGAAAUUGAAUAAACUUUGUGGCGAUGAUAACAAGAAGCUGAAGAUUUUUAACGCGGACCCAUUUGAUUAUCUCAGCAUCGUUGAAGCUUUGAGAGGUUGUUCCGGUUUGUUUUACACGUUUGAGCCUCCACAAGAUCAAACCACAUAUUUUGAAUUCACGGCGGAAGAGGAAGUAAGAGCGGCUCACAAUGUGCUAGAAGCCUGUGCACAAACAGAAACAAUCGACAAAGUCGUAUUCACAUCUUCAGCAACUGCUAUUUUCUGGAGAGACGACCACAAUUCAGAUUUCGAUGAAAGACAUUGGAGUGAUGUUAACUUUUGUCGCAAAUACAAGUUGUGGUAUGGCCUGGCAAAGACGCUGGCAGAGAAGACGGCGUGGGCGUUGGCUAUGGACAGGGGAUUGAACAUAGUGAGUAUCAAUGGAGGAUUGUUGAUGAGUCCCGAUUUGUCCAUAAAGAAUCCGUAUUUGAAAGGAGCAGCCGAGAUGUAUGAAGAUGGAGUAUUUGUGACAGUCGAUAUAAAUUUUUUGGUUGACUCUCACAUAUGUGUUUUCGAAGAUGUUUCAUCGUAUGGGCGAUAUUUAUGCUUCAAUAGUGUGGUUAAUCACCCUGAAGAUGCCUUCAAGCUGGCUUCCAUGUUAACACCUUCUGCGCCUUCGUUACCUCCAAGCAGCUACGAGCAAGAGACGAGGAUAAUCCAACCCAGGAUAAGCAGCAAGAAAUUGAACAAGUUGAUGAUGGAGUUCGAGAGUCGAUCCCAGAGAUGAUGAAUUGAAAUGCAUGUAUG